CGUCGUCGCGUCGGUCGUCGUCGUCGCCGUCGUCGCCGCCGCCGCCGCCGCCGCCGCCGCCGUCGUCGUCGUCGUCGUCGUCGUCGUCGUCGUUGUUGUUUGUCGUCGAUUGUCAUCGUCGUCGUACAGGUUGACAUUGACGUUGACGUUGACGUUUACGUGCUCUCUCGUGAUAGUGCCGAGAUCGCGAGACUUCACCGUGCCGGCCGUGCAGCUCGCGUGGUCCAGCGAUUCAAUAGUCGUUUAAUAGAAAAAAGAAAGAAAGAAAGCAAAAAGAAAGAAAGAAAGAAAGAAAGAAAGAAAGAAAGAACUUUCUUCUCUUGUGAAUCGUCGUCUGGUGGUGCACUUCGUAGGAGGAGGCGCGAGAGGAGUUACGGGGCGAGGAAGUAAGAGAAAGAAAGAAGAAGAAAAAAGAAGGAAGUAAAAGAAGAAAAGAAAAGGAAGAAGAGAAAAAGAAAAAGAAGAAGAAGAAGAAGAAGAAGAGGAGAGAAGCGGAGGAGGGUUUCGCGCGGAGAAGCGGCAGGAAGAGAAGAGCGUAGAAAAGAGCGUAGAAGAGAAGCGAGGCGCGAAGGGGAAAACUCGUUUUGCGCUCCGCAAACGCCCAUGAACGACGACGCUCUGGAGCGACCAAUGUCGUAUCGCCGCCGUCGUACCGUGCGAUAACUUCCGUCACCUCUCCGGUCCCCCCCGUCCUUUCUCCCUCUUCGCGUUAUAUCCACGCGAGUCUCUCUCUCCCGGCCAUAAUACCGCGUUGCUUCUACUACGUGCGUGUGCCUACCUACUCGUCGUCGCUCUUGACUUUUCCUGUCGACGUUCGCCACCGGUGCGAGAGGUGCUGCUGUUGCUACUGCUGCUGCUGCUACCACCGCUGCUACCGCUGCUGCUACCACCAUCUCGUUUGUGAGAGAAACGAGCGAGCGCCGUAGAGAGGAACGUAAUAGGUGGAGGACCGAUCGAGAUCGUCCUGUGCACCGGGUCACCGCCGCUGACUGACCGGACCCAACAGGAGCGCGUGUGCGGGCCAAAGAGAGAGAGAGAGAGAGAGAGAGAGAGAGAAAGAGAGAGAGAGUGAGAGAGAGAGAGAGAGAAAGAGAUAGAUAAAUAGAGAUAGAUAGAGACGGAGUGUGUGCGUGUGUCAGAGGGAGCUUGAGAAAAGGGGCUGAAGAGGGAGAGAGGGAGAAAGAGAGUGAGAAAGAAAGCGAGGGGCCGGCGCCCACAUCCUGAUACAGCCAGCAUGACCUCGAACAAUUCGCAGAAGCUCUCGACGACGGAACGAGUGAUCAAAAAUGUACUCUUUCCACCGUCGCACAAGCUGACAGUGGCUGAGGUCUUUGAUUCGGGAACGGAUCGGCCGAGACCGGAAGUCCUCAAGCAACACUUCACUCUCGAAGGUAGAAUCGACGAAGCUGCGGCCCUUCGUAUAGUCAAUGAUGGUGCCGCCAUUUUACGCUCGGAGAAGACAAUGAUCGAUAUUGAAGCACCGGUAACCGUAUGCGGAGACAUUCAUGGACAAUUCUACGACUUGAUGAAGUUAUUCGAGGUGGGUGGACCACCCUCCUCGACAAAAUAUCUCUUCCUUGGUGACUACGUAGACAGGGGUUAUUUCAGUAUCGAGUGCGUAUUGUACCUGUGGGCACUGAAAUUGUGCCAUCCUACCACACUCUUCCUUCUCAGAGGAAACCACGAAUGUCGUCAUCUCACGGAAUACUUCACAUUUAAACAAGAAUGUAAAAUAAAGUAUUCAGAAAGGGUGUACGAUGCGUGUAUGGAUGCGUUUGAUUGUUUACCAUUGGCAGCACUUAUGAAUCAACAGUUUCUUUGUGUGCACGGCGGUCUGUCACCAGAAAUUCAUAACUUGGACGACAUACGUAAGUUGGACAGGUUCAAAGAGCCACCAGCGUUCGGACCAAUGUGCGAUCUUUUAUGGUCGGAUCCAUUGGAAGAUUUUGGCAACGAGAAGAAUGCUGAACAUUUCUCUCACAAUAGCGUCAGAGGUUGUUCAUACUUUUACAGUUACGCGGCGUGUUGCGACUUCCUGCAGACCAAUAAUCUGCUAAGCAUCAUAAGAGCGCAUGAGGCACAGGACGCGGGAUACCGUAUGUAUCGAAAAUCUCAAACGACGGGCUUCCCAUCGCUAAUCACCAUCUUUAGUGCACCUAAUUAUCUCGACGUUUAUAACAACAAGGCAGCCGUAUUGAAAUACGAAAAUAACGUAAUGAACAUCAGGCAAUUCAACUGUUCGCCUCAUCCCUAUUGGCUACCCAACUUUAUGGACGUUUUUACGUGGUCUUUACCGUUCGUUGGUGAAAAAGUCACAGAGAUGCUGGUGAACGUACUAAACAUAUGCUCGGACGAUGAAUUGAUGAGCGACGGCGAUGAUGGCCUCGAGGAAGUCGCAGCCAAAGUCGUUGUCCAAAAAAAAAAUGGUGCAGCAGCAAAUCUACGCAAGGAGGUUAUAAGAAACAAGAUCAGAGCCAUCGGCAAAAUGGCGCGUGUUUUCUCCGUCCUAAGGGAGGAGAGCGAAAGCGUGCUGCAAUUGAAAGGUCUCACACCCACUGGAGCUUUACCACUUGGCGCGUUAUCUGGUGGAAAGACGUCCUUGAAAAAUGCUCUCCAAGGGUUCUCACCGAAUCACAAAAUCACCUCAUUCGCUGAAGCGAAGGGGUUAGAUGCCAUAAACGAGAGGAUGCCACCGAGGAAGGACGCCCCUCCAACGCCUGUGAACGAGGAAAAGCCGGUGAUAAAGCCGCCGACUCCUGUUGGAGACAAGCGAGACCACAGCACACCGCAACCGCAAUCGUGAGCCUCACACACGUCCAAUCAAGACGGCGAGGAUGGGCCUUAAGUCCCAAAUGCUGUCAUCGCCGCCUCUGCCGCCAUCGUCGCCACCACCACCGAAUAAGAUACAAAGCAUUGCUCGUCUCUCCCACACGGCUGUUAUCACUGGUGCGCCCAGUUCAUCGAGCGCGGAAGUCGUCACAGACGCGAGAAAAAGGAAAAGGAAGUGGAGGAGGUGGAGGAGGAGGUUGAACAAGUUCGAGAA
Vespula pensylvanica (western yellowjacket) is the source of this 3043-nucleotide messenger RNA. RefSeq names its product serine/threonine-protein phosphatase 2B catalytic subunit 2-like. Gene Ontology annotation, biological process: calcineurin-mediated signaling. The transcript is spliced from 14 exons. Gene Ontology annotation, molecular function: calmodulin binding; calmodulin-dependent protein phosphatase activity. The record is from RefSeq and is a predicted model, not a curated record. The coding region runs from base 1235 to 2803 and encodes 522 amino acids. Gene Ontology annotation, cellular component: cytoplasm; calcineurin complex. Lineage: Eukaryota; Metazoa; Arthropoda; Insecta; Hymenoptera; Vespidae.